Molecule: messenger RNA, 2818 nt
Organism: Dipodomys ordii (Ord's kangaroo rat)
Lineage: Eukaryota; Metazoa; Chordata; Mammalia; Rodentia; Heteromyidae
Gene: Dyrk1a
Product: dual-specificity tyrosine-(Y)-phosphorylation regulated kinase 1A
Exons: 11
Coding region: 72-2363 (763 amino acids)
Biological process (GO): positive regulation of DNA-templated transcription; peptidyl-serine phosphorylation; protein autophosphorylation
Cellular component (GO): nucleus
Molecular function (GO): transcription coactivator activity; protein serine/threonine kinase activity; ATP binding
Source: RefSeq, a predicted model, not a curated record
UAGUUUUGCCGCUGGACUCCUCCCUCCCUUCCCCCACCCCGUCAGGAUGCUAUGAGCCUUGAAAGAAGACGAUGCAUACAGGAGGAGAGACUUCAGCAUGCAAACCUUCAUCUGUUCGGCUUGCACCGUCGUUUUCAUUCCAUGCUGCUGGCCUUCAGAUGGCUGGACAGAUGCCCCACUCACAUCAGUACAGUGACCGUCGCCAGCCAAGCAUCAGUGACCAACAGGUUUCUGCCUUAGCAUAUUCUGACCAGAUUCAACAACCUCUAACUAACCAGGUGAUGCCUGAUAUUGUCAUGUUACAGAGGCGGAUGCCCCAAACCUUCCGCGAUCCAGCCACCGCUCCCCUGAGAAAACUUUCUGUUGACUUGAUCAAAACAUACAAGCAUAUUAAUGAGGUUUACUAUGCAAAAAAGAAGCGAAGACACCAACAAGGCCAGGGAGACGAUUCUAGUCACAAGAAGGAGCGGAAGGUUUACAAUGAUGGUUACGAUGAUGAUAACUAUGAUUAUAUUGUAAAAAACGGAGAAAAGUGGAUGGACCGUUACGAAAUUGACUCCUUGAUAGGCAAAGGUUCCUUUGGACAGGUUGUGAAAGCAUAUGAUCGAGUGGAGCAAGAAUGGGUUGCCAUUAAAAUAAUCAAGAACAAGAAAGCAUUUUUGAAUCAAGCCCAGAUUGAAGUUCGACUUCUUGAGCUCAUGAACAAACAUGACACUGAAAUGAAAUACUAUAUAGUGCAUUUGAAACGCCACUUUAUGUUUCGAAACCAUCUUUGUUUAGUUUUUGAAAUGCUGUCCUACAACCUCUAUGACUUGCUGAGGAACACCAAUUUCCGUGGGGUCUCUUUGAACCUAACACGAAAGUUUGCACAACAGAUGUGCACUGCACUGCUUUUCCUUGCGACUCCAGAACUUAGUAUCAUUCACUGUGACCUAAAACCUGAGAACAUCCUUCUUUGUAACCCCAAACGCAGCGCAAUCAAGAUUGUUGACUUUGGCAGUUCUUGUCAGUUGGGGCAAAGGAUAUAUCAGUAUAUUCAGAGUCGCUUUUAUCGGUCUCCAGAGGUGCUACUGGGAAUGCCUUACGACCUUGCUAUUGACAUGUGGUCCCUCGGGUGUAUUUUGGUUGAAAUGCAUACUGGAGAACCUCUGUUCAGUGGUGCCAAUGAGGUAGACCAGAUGAAUAAAAUAGUGGAAGUUCUGGGCAUUCCACCUGCUCAUAUUCUUGACCAAGCACCAAAAGCAAGAAAGUUCUUUGAGAAAUUGCCAGAUGGCACUUGGAACUUGAAGAAGACCAAAGAUGGAAAACGGGAGUACAAACCACCAGGAACCCGUAAACUUCAUAAUAUUCUUGGAGUAGAAACAGGAGGACCUGGUGGGCGACGUGCUGGGGAGUCGGGUCAUACAGUAGCUGACUACUUGAAGUUCAAAGACCUCAUUUUAAGGAUGCUUGAUUAUGACCCCAAAACUCGGAUUCAACCUUACUAUGCCCUGCAGCACAGCUUCUUCAAGAAAACAGCUGAUGAAGGUACAAAUACAAGCAACAGUGUGUCCACGAGCCCUGCCAUGGAGCAGUCCCAGUCUUCAGGCACCACCUCCAGCACAUCGUCAAGCUCAGGUGGAUCAUCAGGGACAAGCAACAGUGGGAGAGCCAGGUCGGACCCAACGCACCAGCAUCGGCACAGCGGGGGCCACUUCACAGCUGCUGUCCAGGCCAUGGACUGUGAGACCCACAGUCCCCAGGUGCGUCAGCAGUUUCCGGCUCCCCUUGGCUGGUCAGGCACUGAAGCUCCUACACAAGUCACUGUUGAGACUCACCCCGUUCAAGAAACCACCUUUCAUGUCGCCCCUCAGCAGAAUGCAUUGCAUCAUCACCAUGGAAACAGCUCCCACCACCACCACCAUCACCACCACCACCACCACCACCAUGGACAGCAAGCCUUGGGUAACCGGACCAGGCCAAGGGUCUACAAUUCUCCAACAAAUAGCUCCUCUACCCAGGAUUCCAUGGAGGUUGGCCACAGUCACCACUCCAUGACGUCCCUGUCUUCCUCAACGACUUCUUCCUCCACAUCUUCCUCCUCUACUGGGAAUCAAGGCAAUCAGGCCUACCAGAACCGCCCAGUGGCUGCUAAUACCUUGGACUUUGGACAGAACGGAGCUAUGGACGUUAAUUUGACCGUCUACUCCAAUCCCCGCCAAGAGACUGGCAUAGCUGGACACCCAACAUACCAAUUUUCUGCUAAUACAGGUCCUGCACAUUACAUGACUGAAGGGCAUCUGACGAUGAGGCAGGGGGCGGAUAGAGAAGAGUCCCCCAUGACAGGAGUCUGUGUGCAACAGAGUCCUGUGGCUAGCUCGUGACUACAUUGAAACUUGAGUUUGUUUCUUGUGUGUUUUUAUAGAAGUGGUGUUUUUUUCCAAAAAACAAAGUGCAAAGCUGCUUGAAUCAGAAGGAGAUUAACACACUGAACCGCUACAAGAGGGCAAAGCUGACUUUUUUUUUUUUAAACUUGAAAAGAUUGCAAAGGGACAAUGAAGUUUUUAAGAGCCAUGUCCAAACCCAUCUUCAUGGAUAGCUCAGAGGUAUCCUCUUUUUCCUCCCCCAUUUAACUUGCCACCUCCAGUCAUAGUGGGUUUUUUUUUCUUUUUUUUGGUCUUUCUAUUCAACAAAAGUUAAUGUUCAGAUGUUGGUCUUGGUCAUUUGCCAACUAAUUUUAACAUAAAAAGGCAAUGCACAUAAUUUGCAUAAAGGGCCCCGUGAGGGUGUUUUGUUUUGUUUCCUUUUUCUGCCCCAUCCCUCUCCCCUUCUCUCCCCC